Molecule: messenger RNA, 13434 nt
Organism: Synchytrium microbalum
Lineage: Eukaryota; Fungi; Chytridiomycota; Chytridiomycetes; Synchytriales; Synchytriaceae
Exons: 22
Coding region: 1-13434 (4477 amino acids)
Biological process (GO): microtubule-based movement
Cellular component (GO): dynein complex
Molecular function (GO): dynein intermediate chain binding; minus-end-directed microtubule motor activity; ATP hydrolysis activity
Source: RefSeq, a predicted model, not a curated record
AUGUCUGAGGUGAAGAGUGAAUCCACCAAUAAGGGUGACAGCGAUGCCCCUCCCGCUGUCAUGGACCCGCGCUGUGAAUGGUUUUCAGACCGUGUAUGUAACGCACUGAGAUUGAAAAAUGACAAAUUUAAAAAAAUGGUGUCCACCCAGGAGAACUGGGAGGCCAUUGUCAAGUUCUUGGACAGCAGUGAUGUCAACACAAUUCUAUUUUAUCUUAACGCCCGUGACGAGCUGCUACCAGCAAUCAACUUUCCACCACAACUCAAGAGAAAGUCCGUUUACUUUCUCAAAAACACUCUCGGCUCACAAGUCACCACUAGUCUGGAAAAGGAACUCACCAUGGGUGAUUUGGCUGCCGAUCCAUUAACAUUCCUAUCUACACUUCUCGAAGAAGUGUAUUUGCCACUGCUGACAAACCCACGCAAUCUGGAAGCAUGGCCUGAAGUCGUGGCCAAUGAUGUGUUGCGACACUUUCACCAGCUGAAUGGUGCCGUUUACGUCAUAUCAGGCAAAUCAAAGGGCAAAACGCUGCUGCCAUUACCACAUGGUGCCCGUCUCAACGUCGAGAUCGACAAGUCAUUACUACACACUCUAGAGUCUGCAGUGAUAGACUGGACUCACCAAAUCAAGGAAGUCAUUAAAUCAUCUUCAGCUGGACCACUCGAUGCAGGGCUGACACCUGGACCAGUGGUUGAAAUCGACUUUUGGGCUGCUAAAGCCGCUAAUCUGGCCAACAUUCAUUCUCAACUCACGGAUGAAAAGAUACAAAAGAUUGGUCGCAUACUGGAGGCCAGUAAAUCUACCUACCACCCCGCAUUCAAAACCAUCUUUGAGGAAGUCUCCUUUGCUCUCGAUGAGGCAAGUGACAUCCGACUUUACCUUCAGCCACUGCGGCCACUGGUAGACAAGUUAUCUGGAUCGUCAGACUUUGCUGAACUGGCUCAAGUCUUCCCUCCAUUAAUGCACACCCUGGUGCUUAUAUGGACUCAUUCCAAACACUACACCACUCCACAACGAAUCACAGUGGUGCUUCAAGAAAUCUGUAACGACGUCAUAGAACAGGCCCGUGUAUUUAUUCAGCCAGCCGAACUAUUCGCUGCUGAACCAGAAGAGGCUGCCGACCGAAUCCGUCUCGCCCUUAAAGUAUGUGAGUCUCUAAGGAACACUUAUCAGGACUGUAAACGAAGAACCGUAGAGGGUCCAAGGCCGUGGAACUUUGAUUCGAAACUGGUCUUUGGUCGUUUGGAUCGAUUCUUGUUCAGAGUAAACCAAAUCCUGGAUUUGUUUGAUACCAUUGUCGAGUUCAACCGCCUUGAAAAGGUUGAGGUUGGUGGUACCAAGGGUAAAAUUCUGAGCUCCCAAGUCGCUCAAAUAUUUGCAGAAUUCACGACGGCCUUGUCCGGUUUCAAGCAAAUCAAAUACGAUGUGCUUGACUUGCAAAACAGUGACUUUGAGAGUGACAUGUCCAAGUUCCAGGCCAAGAUUGAAGAUUUGGAUCGUCGAAUCGGAACCAUCCUCUGCCAAGGCUUCGAAGACUGUACUGGUCUCCACGCAUGCUUCCGUUUAAUUGAAUCCUUUGCUGGUCUUUUGUCACGCCCACGGAUUCAACACGACUUCGAGGGCAAAUACUUUGCUUUAUUGCAGGCCUACAUGCGUGACCUAGAAGAUGUCCGAACCAUCUUCUUACGAGGUCGAGACGAUCCACCAAUACAUUACAACAUGGCUCCCGUAACUGGUGCUGUCGCAUGGUGUCAUGAGCUCAAGGAGAGAAUAGGCAAGGCCAUGGAGAAGCUCAAGAGUCUCAAUCACAGUGUCAUGAACACUGAAGAGGCCAAUAUCGUGCUCUCCAAGUACAAUGACAUCAAGAACAUGCUUGAUGCGUACGAAAGUGCCGUCUAUAAAAAAUGGGCAGACACACUAAUAGACGAAUCCGAGGCCAAUCUCCACAAGCCUCUGCUUGUUCGUAAUUCCGAUGGGUUGCUAGCAGUCAAUUUCGCACCCAAAGUAGUUGCCCUACUCCGUGAGGUGCGAUAUCUCGAGUCUCUGGCAGUCAAGGCUCCCGAAACCGCUGCCCGUAUCUACUCAAAAGCAGAAGUGUAUAGGCAAUUCAUCUUCUCGCUGGCCCAUAUCUCGACUCAAUAUAACAGCAUCAAGACUUCCGUCCUUGAAGUCGAACGACCUUUAAUCGAGUCCAAGGUGUUGGCCGUCGAUGCUAUGGUUGAGCAGUCUCUAAAGACACUCAACUGGACAUCAGAGGGUGUUGAAGAGUAUAUACAAUCUCUCGGAAAGAUUGUUGGUGACUUGAGCUCCGUAUUGCAAGUUACCAAGAACAAUGUGGUGCAAAUCGUUAAAAUGAUGAAGGCCUGGUCAUCAGCACCUCUCGUAGAACGUAAAGAUGGCAAGAAAUUGCUAGAUUUAGAAGGCAAGGACGCUCGGCUAACGGCUGCCUAUGAUCAAAUCAAAAAGGACGGCCGAACCAUUCACGAAUUACUGGAACAGACUCGUAGUUUACUUGGUGCUCAAGAGUCUCAAGCUGAAUGGGGCAAAUACCGAGAAUAUGUAGAUGGAUUGAUACGUGAAGGCUUCUUUGAUGUUAUUCGUAAAUCAUUGGAACACUUGGCUGAAAACAUGGAUCGUGACCGUGCAUCAAGAGCUGAUGUCGGUCCCGUUUUGGAAGCUAAGCUUGAAUUGGAGAAUGACACGCUUGUAUUCACUCCAAGCAUGGCUGAUGAAAACACGGAAGGCAGCUUACUUUCUACCAUUAAGACCCUUCUUGAUGACAUCUACGAAACUGCGUCACUGGUUGGACGUAUCGCUAGACCAGCAGCCAUACCGCAGCCAGAACCCGUACCUGCCUCUGAAGAAGGGGGAGAUGCAUCAGGCACCGGACUACAUGGUGAAGAUGCUAUGGAGAACGAAACAUAUCUGGGCGAGAUGUUACACGACGAACGAUUGUCAAAGAUAAAAGUGGAGAUUCUUGGUCGUGUCCAGAGAAUUACGGAAGAGUGUAUAGGAUAUAGUGAUAGUUAUGAUCAGUACACGUACCUCUGGACCGAAAACCGUCAAGAAUAUAUGGAACGUUUCCUGUCCAACCCACCUAAUGCCGACAAGGCUGCCGAGAGUCCCGCCUCAGAUUCUGGUGAAGGAGAUCAAUCUCUCAAACUCGAGAAGUUUGAAGUUGAAAUCCGUAAAUUCGAGGGAAUACAUAAAACCGUCAUGGCUAUUGAGCCUGAAGUGCUGUUCCAAGGCUGGUUUAGAGUUGAUGCUCGUCCGUUAAAACAAGCUCUGAACUUGGUCGUUAAGAAAUGGACAUAUACGUUGACCAAGCAUCUCAGUGAUAGUGCAGUUGCAACACUGAAUGAGUUGGACAAGUUUGUCAAGAAUACCAAGAAGGGUUUACAAGUUAAAAUCGAGGAGGGUGACUAUGAUGGCCUGAUAUCGGCUAUGGGCUUGCUACAUGCCAUCAAGCACAGAACAGCCAACAUUGAUAAAACCUUUGAACCUCUUCGUAAAACAGUCAAUCUUCUUCGUCAAUUUGGUGUCGAAAUGGAAGAUACCAUCCAUAAGAUGCUCAACGAUCUACCAGAAGCAUGGUCGGACGUCAAGAAACUGUCUGUCUCUAUAAGAGAUCAUGUUGCUCCACUGCAAGCUCGUGAAGUAGAUGUCCUUCAAAGGAAGUGUAAUAGCUUUGAUCAACGAAACCAUGCCUUCCGAGAAGAAUACAGGAAACGGGCACCAUUCAAGUUUGAAGUUGGCCCCGACGGCGCCUAUGAACUCAUCGACUCCAGUCAUGUCGAAGUGUGUCAUAUGGAGAAUGAAGCAGCAGCCAUUAGGGUAUCAUGUGAACUCUUCGAACUCAACAUUCCAGCCUACCGUCAAUUGGCUGAUUGUAGAAGAGACGUUGGUAUGCUAAAACAAGUAUGGGACUUUGUAGCACUAGUCACAUUCAUGUUUGAUCAAUGGCGAGGAACUCUAUGGACUGAAAUUGAUACUGAUGCCAUGGAAGCCAAAUGUCGAGAUCUCAACAAGGAGCUUCGUAAGAUGGAUAAAGAAAUCAAGGGUUGGGAUGUGUAUUCUGGCCUGGAUCAGAUGGUCAAGGAUAUGAUUACCAGUUUACGUGCUGUUGGUGAACUCCGUAGUAAUGCUAUUAGGGAUCGUCACUGGAAGCAGUUAAUGAAAACUACUGGCGUCACUUUUCUACAUAAAUAUGAAGAUGACGUCAAAGUCAUUGUUGACCGGGCCACAAAAGAAUUGUCUAUGGAGAAGAUUCUCAAUGAUCUCACCAAGACAUGGACUACUAUGGAGUUCACAUAUGAAAUCCACGAAUCGACCAAGACACCACUUCUCAAGUCUUCUGAAGAAUUGAUUGAAACUCUAGAAGAUAAUCAAGUCAUGUUGCAAAAUAUGAUGACGUCGAAGUAUGUCGCCCACUUCGAAGCUCAAAUCAACAAAUGGUUGAACACUCUUGGUAUAGUCGAUUCAGUCAUAAGUUUAUGGCUUGAGGUGCAACAGACAUGGUCGCACCUUGAAAACAUCUUCAUGGGCUCUGAAGAUAUUCGAGCACAAUUACCAGAAGAUACAAAGCGAUUCGAUGGUAUUGAUAAAGACUACAAGGCAUUAAUGAGUGAUGCUGUCAAGACUCCCAAUACGGUUGAAGCCUGUACAAAGGAGGGAUUAUACGAGCGUCUGGAGCUUUUACAGAGCCAACUGGCGCUUUGUGAAAAGUCUUUGGCCGAAUACCUCGAAACCAAACGUCUCGCCUUCCCUCGUUUCUACUUCGUAUCUGCUUCCGACUUGUUAGAUAUUCUUGCCAAAGGCAACAUUCCACACGAAGUCGCUGUCCACCUCCCCAAAUUAUUCGAUAACAUUGCCAGGCUACAGUUUGAGAAGAUGGAAGGUGGUGACCCAUCCAAGAUCGCCAUCGGGAUGUAUUCCAAGGAAGACGAAUACGUGCCAUUCGUCACACCUUGUGAAUGUAGUGGUCCAGUAGAAGUAUGGCUCAACCGAUUGGUAGAUGUGAUGCGUAAAACUCUUAAACACAUGUUGGGUGAAGCCGUUACUGGUUAUGAAGAGAAGCCUCGUGAGCAAUGGAUAUUUGACCAUCCUGCUCAAAUCACUUUGGCUGGUACACAAAUAUGGUGGACUACGGAAGUCAAUGUUGCGUUUGGUCGAUUGGAAGAAGGUUAUGAGAACUCGCUGAAGGACUACUACAAGAAACAAUGCAAUCAGCUCACGAGUCUCAUUACUCUCAUUCAAGGAGAGUUGAAUUCUGGUGAUCGUCAAAUGAUUAUGACAGUCUGUACUUUGGAUGUGCACGCUCGUGAUAUAGUAGCCAAGCUCAUUACAGAAAAGGCGGACAAUGCCCAAUGCUUCAGUUGGCAAUGUCAACUACGUUUACGAUGGGACGAUGCCGUAAUCGCCCACACAGAUGGAACUGCUGGUGAUUGUAUUGCCAACAUUUGUGACGCCUCCUUCCGUUACAAUUACGAAUAUCUAGGAAACACACCACGUCUAGUUAUCACGGCCUUAACGGAUCGUUGUUAUAUUACCUUGACUCAGUCGCUCCACUUGAUUAUGGGUGGUGCACCAGCAGGUCCCGCGGGCACUGGUAAAACCGAAACCGUGAAGGAUUUGGGGAAAGCUCUUGCCAUCAUGGUCUAUGUAUUCAACUGUUCUGAACAGAUGGAUUACAAGUCCAUUGGUAAUAUCUACAAGGGUCUUGCUCAAUCUGGUGCUUGGGGUUGUUUCGACGAGUUCAAUCGUAUCUCUGUUGAGGUCUUGUCGGUCGUAGCUACUCAGGUCAAGUCUAUCCAGGAUGCUUUACGUGCUAAGAAGAAGCGUUUUAUCUUCCAGGGAGAAGAAAUUCGAUUGGAAAGAACUGUCGGUAUCUUCAUCACCAUGAAUCCUGGCUAUGCCGGACGUACUGAAUUGCCUGAAAACAUCAAGGCUCUCUUCCGUCCUUGCUCUAUGGUCGUACCCAACUUGGAGCUGAUUUGUGAAAUUAUGUUGAUGGCUGAAGGAUUUAUAGAAGCCAGUACUCUAGCUCGUAAAUUCAACACCCUCUACAAGCUCAACAGAGAGUUGUUGUCGAAACAAGAUCACUACGACUGGGGUCUUCGAGCCAUUAAGUCCGUAUUGGUCGUUGCUGGUUCUCUGAAACGUGCUGAUCCUACAGUACCAGAAGAGCACGUAUUGAUGAGAGCUCUGCGUGACUUCAACUUGCCCAAGAUUGUCACUGACGAUCUGCAAGUCUUCCAUGGUCUAAUUGGAGACUUGUUCCCCAAGGUUGAAGUACACCGUAAACGUAACGAGAAGCUGGAAGACGAAAUCCGCAAAGCAACUGUCGAGAGUGGUCUGCAAGCUGAGGAAGUCUUUGUCCUCAAGAUUGUACAACUGGAAGAACUUUUGGCUGUACGUCACUGUGUCUUCAUUAUUGGUAAUGCAGGUACCGGUAAAUCUCAGAUCUGGAAGACUCUUGCUCGCACCUAUGUCAGCUUGGGCAAGAAGUGUCAAUGGGCCGACUUGAAUCCAAAGGCUGUCAACACCGACGACUUGUAUGGUUGUAUAAACCCAGCUACUCGUGAAUGGAAGGAUGGUCUUUUCUCAUGUAUUAUGCGUGACACCUCCGCUAUUCCUGGCACUGAUCCCAAAUGGAUUGUUUUGGACGGUGACAUUGAUCCCAACUGGAUUGAAUCUCUAAACACUGUCAUGGAUGACAACAAGGUGCUGACCUUGGCCUCUAACGAACGUAUUCCACUCAAACCACAUAUGCGUAUGAUCUUUGAAAUCGGUGAUCUCAAAUACGCUACUCCCGCCACCGUAUCUCGUGCCGGUAUACUAUAUGUAAACCCAAGUGAUUUAGGAUGGAAUCCAUUCGUGCAGUCGUGGCUCGACAAACGGGAGGAUCAAUCUGAAAAGAGUACUCUUAGUGUGCUCUUUGAUAAAUAUGUAAACCCUUGUCUCGAUGUGUUGCGCUCUGGCAGAUUCAAACGGGCCGAUAUCGAAGACUUCUCUAUGGUAGUGAUGCUUUGUAACAUAUUAGAAGGUCUCCUCACUCCAGUAAACACACCAAAGGGUUGUGAUAAGGAUUGGUUUGAAAUCUACUUUGUAUUCGCUGCAGUCUGGGCUUUUGGUGGUGGAAUCUUCCAGGAUCAAAUGGUUGAUUUCCGUAAUGAAUUCUCCAAAUGGUGGAAUGGUGAAUUCAAAGUAGUAAAGUUCCCUCCAACCGGAACUGUAUAUGAUUACUUUGUAGACAACGAGAGCAAGAGAUUCUUGCCGUGGACUGACCGUAUUCCUGUAUUUGAGUACGAUCCCGAUAUGCCACUUCAAAGCAUAUUGGUACACACUCAGGAAACCAUUCGUAUUCGAUACUUUUUGGACGUAUUGGCUGAUAAUGGUAAACCGGUGCUGCUCAUUGGUAAUGCUGGUUGUGGUAAAACUGUGUUGAUGCAAGACAAGUUGAACUCUUACGGCGAGGACCGUUUGAUUGUCAACGUACCAUUCAACUUUUACACUACUGCAUGGUCGCUACAACCCAUUCUAGAAAAGCCGUUAGAAAAGAAGGCUGGUCGUAACUUUGGUCCACCAGGAAACAAGAAGCUGAUUUACUUCUUGGACGAUCUCAAUAUGCCAGAAGUCGACAAGUAUGGUACUGCCAGUCCACACACAUUGCUGCGACAGUACUUGGACUACCGUCAUUGGUAUGACCGAAGCAAAUUGACACUCAAGGAAAUCCAUAACUGUCAAUAUGUCGCUUGUAUGAAUCCGACAGCAGGUUCUUUCAAGAUCUCCCCACGUCUACAACGUCACUUUGCUGCCUUCGCUGUCAACUUCCCUGGCUUGGAAUCAUUGCAAAUGAUUUACAGCCAGAUCUUGUCACAGCAUCUAAAGGCAUUCCCUGACAAGCUCCAGAAGCUUGCAGACAGACUAGUCACAGCUGCUUUAGGUCUUCACAAGAGGGUCUCUGCCUUCUUCUUGCCUACUGCCGUGAAAUUCCACUAUAUUUUCAAUCUCCGAGACUUGUCCAACAUAUUCCAGGGUAUACUAUUUGCUCAUAAAGACGCACUAAAAGAGCCCAUAGAUAUCGUAAGACUGUGGAUGCACGAAGCCACUCGUGUAUAUGGUGACAAGAUGAUUGCUGCGGAAGAUCGUCAACAGCUCUGGAAGUUCCAAGAGGAAAUUGGUAAAAAAUCCUUUGAAGAACUCGACCAGGCUGCACUCAAGGCAGAACCACUCAUUUACUCGCACUAUGCCAGUGGUAUGGGAGAUCCCAAGUAUGGUCCAGUCAAGGACUGGAGUGCUCUCCGCAAGUUGUUGGACGAAGCACAAACGGCGUACGAAGAAGUCAAUGCAGCCAUGAACUUGGUGCUCUUCGAAGAUGCCAUGUCGCAUAUAUGUCGUAUCUCACGUAUAUUGGAAUCGCCUCGUGGUAAUGCUCUACUUGUCGGUGUUGGUGGAAGUGGCAAACAGUCGUUGGCUCGUUUGGCUGCAUUCAUGUCCAACAUGGAAGUCUUCCAAAUCACAUUGCGUAAAGGUUAUUCCAUCAAUGAUUUGAGAACUGAUUUGGCGGGGCUAUAUACUAAGACUGGUCAAAAGAAGAUUCAGAUCAUGUUCUUAUUGACUGACUCUCAAGUGGCUGACGAAAAGUUCUUGGUGCUCAUCAACGACAUGUUGGCAUCAGGAACCAUUCCAGGAUUGUAUCCGGACGACGAAGUAGAAGGCAUCAUCAGCUCGAUGCGAGGAGAAGCCAAGGCUCAGGGCUUGAUAGAUACCAGAGAAGUCUGCUGGGAUCUCUUCAUCCGCACAGUCCGUAAGAAUCUAAAGGUUGUGCUAUGUUUCUCGCCUGUCGGAAACACUCUUCGAUCUCGAUGCCGUAAAUUCCCUGCCAUUGUCAACUGUACCAUGAUUGAUUGGUUUGACGAAUGGCCCGAGGAAGCUUUACAAUCUGUAGCAACUCGAUUUAUAUCGACAUGUGAUUUGGUGCCAAACGAUCUUAAAGGACCUGUUACCAAAUUCAUGUCGUUUGCCCAUCAGUCAGUUAACGCCGUAUCUCGUAAAUAUUUGCUGAAUGAGAAACGACACAACUAUACUACUCCUAAAUCCUUCUUGGGUCUCAUUUCCCUGUACAAGGAAAUGCUAGAAAAGAAGAGUUUGGAACUGAUUCGAGCAAUGGAGCGUCUAGAGAAUGGUUUGACCAAGCUUCAGUCAACAGCUUCACAGGUCGACGAUCUAAAAGCCAAGCUCGCUUCGCAGGAAGUAGAAUUGAACGCCAAGAACGAAGAAGCCAAUCGUCUUAUUGAGCGUGUUGGUAUUGACACCGAGAAAGUCAAUAAGGAAAAGGCUAUUGCUGCUGAAGAAGAACGUAAAGUCGACGGUAUUACCAAAGAUGUAUCAGCCAAGGCCGAGUCUUGUCAAAAAGAUCUUGGAGCUGCUGAACCUGCUCUAGCUGCUGCCGCCGCUGCUUUGAACUCUCUCAACAAGGCCAAUUUGACGGAAUUGAAGUCUUUUGGUUCGCCAUCUGAUGAAGUCGUUAAUGUAGUGGCUGCUGUCAUGGUGUUGUUGAGCCCACCUGGCAAAAUCGCUAAGGAUCGUAGUUGGAAGGCUGGAAAGAAUAUGAUGGCCAAGGUCGAUGCUUUCUUGGAAUCACUCAUCAACUUUAACAAGGAAAACAUUGAUAAAUCCAACUUGGAUGCCUUAGAACCAUACUUGGCAAACCCCAACUUUACUGAAGAGUUUAUGAAGUCCAAAUCUUUAGCCGCCGCAGGUCUCUGUGCGUGGGUAGUCAACAUUGUAGGAUUCUACCGAGUGUUCUGUGAUGUAGAGCCCAAGCGAGCAGCACUCGAAGCUGCCAAUGCCGAAUUGAAUUCGUCUCAAGCCAAAUUACGAGACAUUCAAUCCAAGAUUGCCGAACUUGAUCGCAACUUGGGUGAUUUGAAGGCCAAGUUUGAGAAGGCUACAGCCGAUAAACUUCGCUGUGAGGAAGAAGCCAAAUCUACACAGGAGACUAUUGUGUUGGCCAACAGACUGGUAAAUGGUCUUGCUUCUGAGAAGGUCCGUUGGUCUGAUGCUGUCGGACGAUUCAAGGAACAGGAAAAGACAUUGGCUGGAGAUGUAUUGCUAUCUGCUGCAUUUGUCUCUUACGUCGGUUGUUUCAGUAAACGAUACCGUGAAGAAUUGCUGCAGGAGCAAUGGCUUCCUACGUUACGAGCAAGUGACUGUAAUAUUCCAUUGUCUGCCGAUGUAGAUCCACUCUCGAUCCUAACCACCAGUGCUGAAAUCGCUAAAUGGAAUAACGAAGGUCUGCCCAAUGACCGAGUAUCUUUAGAAAACGCUACUAUGGUCACCACUUGUAAACGAUGGCCAUUGGUUAUAGAUCCUCAACUGCAGGGUGUGACCUGGAUUAAAAACCGAGAAGGUGCAUCACUCAAGACUGUACGUCUAGGUGAACGUGGAUACCUUGACAAGAUUGAAAAGGCUGUGUCGUCUGGUGAUACCGUCCUUAUAGAAGAUAUGGGUGAGAGUAUAGAUCCAGUGCUCAAUCCAAUUCUAGGUCGAGAAACCAUUAAAAAGGGACGAUACAUUCGGUUGGGAGACAAGGAAGUCGAGUAUGAUGCUCGAUUUAAACUUGUCUUGCAAACUAGAUUGCCCAAUCCACACUACCCACCUGAAAUCCAAGCACAAACCACACUCAUCAAUUUCACUGUAACAUUGGCUGGUCUUGAAGAUCAGUUGCUGGCUGAUGUCGUAAAUAUUGAACGUCCAGAUCUGGAGAGGACGAAGGCUGAUUUGACUAAACAGCAGAACGAAUUCAAGAUCAAAUUGACUGAAUUAGAAGACGCGCUCUUGUCUCGAUUAUCAGCCGCUCAGGGUAAUUUCUUGGGUGAUACUGCUCUGGUUGAGAACCUGGAGACUACCAAGUUGACUGCCAUUGAUAUUGAGCAAAAGGUGGAGGAAGCCAAGAGGACUGAAAAGAAGAUCAACGAGACUCGUGAACUGUAUCGACCUGUUGCUGGACGAUCGUCGCUGUUGUACUUCCUGUUGAAUAGUUUGUGGCAGAUUCAUCCAAUGUACCAAUACUCUUUGAGUGCAUACAAAGUCGUGUUCAAGAACGCCAUCAACCGAGCGGAAGCCGCUGAAGAUAUCAAGGAGCGUGUCUUGUCAUUAAUUGACUCUAUUACGUACAUGACCUUUGUAUAUACCACUCGAGGUCUGUUUGAAAGAGACAAAUUGAUCUUCUUGGCUCAGAUGACCUUCCAAGUCCUCAUGGCAGCUGGUGACAUUGAUAUGAUUGAAAUGGACUUCUUAUUACGUGGUCCACGAGUCCUCAACGUCCAAUCUCCAGUCGAAUGGCUCACAUCCAGUCAAUGGGGUAUGGUCAAGGCCCUCUCCGGUAUUGAAGUCUUCCGAACACUGGCAUCCGAUAUCGAAGGUGCUUCCAAACAAUGGAAGAAGUAUUGUGAGAACGAGUGUCCCGAAAACGAGAAACUUCCACAGGAAUGGAAGAACAAGUCACCCAUGCAGAAACUUUGUAUAUUGCGUUGCUUGCGUCCAGAUCGUAUGACGUAUGCAGUACGAAAUUUCGUGUCGACCAAGAUGGGAGCCAAAUAUGUAGAUUCGUCUCGUGUGCCACUCGCCAAAUCGUUUGAAGAGUCGGGACCAGCUACACCUAUAUUCUUUAUCCUGUCGCCUGGUGUUGAUCCAGUCAAAGAAGUCGAGCAUUUGGGUAGAUCGCUUGGUGUCACGGAAGAUAACAAGAACUUCCAUAACGUGUCCCUUGGACAGGGCCAAGAAGUGAUUGCUGAACAGCGUCUGGACGUAGCAUAUCAACAUGGUGGAUGGGUGAUGUUGGAAAAUAUUCACUUGGUAGCUAAAUGGUUGCCAGUACUUGAAAAGAAACUCGAACAACUAGCAAUCGGAUCGUCGCCUGAAUUCCGAGUCUUCUUAUCUGCCGAACCAGCUGGUGACCCUGCAUACCAUAUCAUGCCAACAUCGAUAUUACAGGCCUCCAUCAAAAUCACGAACGAGCCUCCAACGGGCAUGCAAGCCAACAUCCAUCGAGCACUGGAUAACUUCUCGCAAGAGUCUAUUGAACGCUGUGCCAAGGAUGCUGAAUUCCGUAGUAUAUUGUUUUCGCUGUGCUACUUCCAUGCUGUCGUGUUGGAGAGGAGGAAGUUUGGCACACAGGGAUGGAAUCGACCAUAUCCAUUCUCUACUGGUGAUUUGAUGAUUAGUUGUGAUGUCUUGUAUAAUUAUCUGGAGACGUUUGCGAAAGUACCCUGGACGGAUUUGAGAUACAUCUUUGGAGAGAUUAUGUAUGGUGGACAUAUUUCUGAUGAUUGGGAUCGUCGUCUUUGCUCAUCAUACUUGGACGUAUAUCUCCGAGAAGAAAUGCUUGACGGCAGCUUCGAGCUCGCACCAGGCUUCACUCUGCCCCCCGUAUCCGACUAUAAAGACUACCAUAGAUACAUUGACGAGAACUUGCCACCAGAAUCACCAUACCUAUACGGUCUCCACCCGAACGCUGAAAUCGGUGUGCUAACCAAGAUGGCUGACAAUCUCUUCAAGACUAUGCUCGAAAUGCAGCCUCGAGACACGACAGCCGGUGUCGGAACCUCAAAAGAAGAAAAAGUAAGACAGGUUGUAGAAGAUAUCUUGGAACGACUACCCGAGAACUUUAACGUGGCUGAACUGGCAUCACGAGUUGAAGAACGCACACCGUAUAUAUCGGUCGCGUUGCAAGAAUGUGAUCGGAUGGCUACCCUCACGUCUGAAAUCCGACGCUCUUUACGGGAACUGGAGCUUGGACUCAAGGGAGACUUAACGAUAACGGAAAAUAUGGAAGCAUUAAUGAAUGCAUUGUUUUUGAAUGCUGUGCCGGCAUCAUGGGAAAAACUAGCAUAUCCGUCUUCACAAGGGCUCGCAGCAUGGUAUAACGAUCUAUUGCUACGAAUCAAGGAAUUAGAGGCCUGGGUAACUGAAUUCCAACUCCCGCCCGUCGUUUGGCUAUCCGGACUCUUCAACCCACAGUCAUUCCUAACCGCCAUUAUGCAAACCACUGCACGUAAAAACGAGUGGCCGCUAGAUCGAAUGAUUUUGACUGUCGAUGUCACCAAAAAGACUCGUGAAGAAUUAACUGCUGCGCCACGAGAGGGUGCAUAUAUCCAUGGACUGUUUAUGGAGGGUGCGAGAUGGGAUUCUGCUACGGGUCUGAUACAGGAUUCGCAUUUGAAGGAUUUGACGCCUGCUAUGCCGGUGCUGUAUGUGAAGGCCAUACCGGUGGAUAAGAAGGAGACGAAAGGAUUUUAUGAGUGCCCUGUGUACAGGACGAGACAGAGAGGUCCGACUUAUAUAUGGACGUUUAAUUUGAAAACAAAGGAGAAGGGGCCGCAGAAGUGGACGCUUGCGGGGGUUUCAUUGUUGUGUAGUGCCGAGUAG